Messenger RNA from Schizosaccharomyces octosporus yFS286, 2849 nucleotides. Its product is annotated as DNA damage response protein. The record is from RefSeq and is a predicted model, not a curated record. Bases 69 to 2507 code for a protein of 812 amino acids. NCBI's taxonomy places the organism in Eukaryota, Fungi, Ascomycota, Schizosaccharomycetes, Schizosaccharomycetales, Schizosaccharomycetaceae. Gene Ontology annotation, molecular function: protein phosphatase activator activity. The transcript has 3 exons. Gene Ontology annotation, biological process: protein dephosphorylation; DNA damage response. Gene Ontology annotation, cellular component: protein phosphatase 4 complex; nucleoplasm.
CAUGGAUAACUGAAAGUAUAUGCCUUAGUGUAAUAUAUUUUGCAUUCUGUUAAAGUUGUAAACUGAGCAUGAGUUUUAAGAAAGAAAAUGGAGAACUUGAAAAAGAUUAUGCUGAAAAUAUGAAUGAAGACGAAUUAGAAGGAGCAAUUACCUCUGCAUUACAACAUGUUGAAGUCCCUCCUAUUCCUCGACGUGUCAAAGUUUACGAAAUGGAGAAUGACAACUGGACGGAUUGUGGAACUGGCUAUUGUAAUGGUUUAAUAGAAGAUUCGAUUGCGUAUUUCAUUGUAUAUUCUGAAUCCGAUAAUGAAACCAUUCUUCUAAAGACACAGAUCGUUGCAGAAGAUAUUUAUACUCGUCAAGAAGAGACUUUAAUAGUAUGGCAAGAGUUAAAUGGAACAGACCUUGCUCUCAGUUUUCAAGAAUCCAUCGGUUGUAUCGACAUGUGGAUGUUCCUCACAAACGUUCAGAAAGCCAUUUGUUCGAUAACUGGAAACUUUUCAAACGAUGAUAUUCUAACAGAUGAUGGUACAGCACAUGAAAAGUACUUUCAAUCUGUUAGUUUACCCUCUCCUGAAUUAGCGAAUCUUCCUGAAAUCGAAGAAACUGUUUUUGGAUUUAUGAAUUCCGUUCACACAAGAGAUCAUCUUGUGCGUUAUUUAUCCAAUGAAGACUAUGUCGCUAGACUUAUCGAACUUUUUCCGUUAUGCGAAGAUUUGGAAAACACUGAUGAUUUACAUCGAUUAUGCUCUAUAAUUAAAUGCUUUGUCCAAUUAAAUGACGCUCCAUUACUUGAAUCCCUCGUUUCUAAUGAUGAAAAACUAAUGACCAUCGCUGGAAUCUUGGAAUAUGAUCCCGAGUUUCCUAAUAUAAAGGCUAACCAUCGCGAGUAUUUGACUGAUACCUCCAAGUUCAAACAAGUCGUCCCUAUUCGAGAACCCCGUAUCCUUGCAAAGAUCCACCAGACUUUUAAACUGCAAUAUUUAAGAGACGUUAUAAUAUCAAGGAUCGUUGAUGAACCUUCCUUUUCCGUUUUGAAUUCUUUUAUUUUCUUCAAUCAAGCAGAUAUAAUCCAAUACCUCCAAACUAAUAAGUGUUUUCUGCUUGAACUAUUCAGUAUUUACACAAACGAUUCCCAUGACGACGAAAAAAAACAAGAAGGAAUUUUCUUUAUACAGCAGGUCUGUAAUAUUGCAAAGAGCUUACAAUUCCAAUCUUGUUCAGCUUUAUUCGUGACUUUCGUGAAAUAUAAUUUACUUCAGGCACUGGAUUACGCAAUGUCAAGCCCCAAAAAUAAUGUACGAAAUGCUGGAUCCGACGUUUUAGUCUCAAUAAUUGAUCAGGACCCUGCAAUUAUUUGGCAAAAAUUUGACCAAGAUCGUAAAGAUGACUCGACUUCAUCUUCUUCUGCACGUAUCUCACAACAUUCUUUAUUAUCCACUUUAAUAAACAUACUUCACAGGGAAACAAACCCAGGAGUUCUCGCACAAAUCGCAGAAGCAUUUCGUAUCUUGCUGAGUCUUCCAGGGAACUACGCAUUUAGUAAUCCUUAUCGAAAUGCUGAUGGAACCACUCGAAGUAAAUCUGACAGUAUAGUCGGACUUAACUUUAUCGAUAAUUUUUACGACAAUUCAUUUACAUAUUUGGCUGACCCACUGUUGAAACUUACGAAACCCGAGGACCUCAAUGAAACCAAACUGGAUUUGUAUGUGCAUUUAUGUGAACUUUUUAGCUAUUUUUUUAAAAUUCACGAGCAAUGGACUCGACAGCUGGGAACCUAUAAAGUGAUAGCGUCUAAAAUUGCGUUUUUGCUAAAAAGCACGAAAAAAUAUGUUGUUUUGAGCGGUCUUCGGUUUUUUCGUUCAUGUUUGGCAGCCCGUCAAGCUGAUAUGUCUUCUAUUAUGUUGGAACAUGAUAUCUUUGGUAAAAUUUUGGAGCUAAUGAUGCAGGUAAAGUCUGAAAGGGGUCUGCUUAAUUCAGCAACCCUUGAAUUUUUUGAAUAUAUACGCUCUGAUGGUUCGGAAGCUAUUCUUGAUCAUUUGAACAAACACUAUCACGCUCGACUAGAAUCACUGUCAGAGUUUCGUACGUUUUCUGAAUUACUACAGUUGAUAGAUAAUUUGGGUUCUGGUUCGGAAAGUUUUAAAAGCGUUAGUACACAUGAUCCUACUGAUCUAGACCUCGAAAACACGAGAAAAAAUAACAAUGAGAAAACACCAACACCUGAAAAAUCAUCUGUUCGGAAUGGUGAUACGGCGGAGUCUUCCGACAGUGCACAGUACUUAGGAAACAAGCUGGAUGUUACAAACACAUCAGACAGUAGUCGUCAGUCUAUACUUGAAGAUCGUUAUUUCUUGGAGUCCGCUAUGCUUAAUACCGAAUCUACUAAUACUUCAGAAAUUAGCUUGAAUCACCUUCAAAAUUCCAAGAGGAAAUCAGAGUUAGACUUGGAAAACAUAGGAGAGGAAGAAGAAUCUCCGAAAAAGAGGGUAGCUUACGAGAAUUAAAAUAUUGAAAAGUCGUAAGCGGUUUUAUAGAAAUCUGAUUACUAUUUAUAAAGGUUAUUAAAUCAAUCUAAUUUUCUUACCAUUUACAAAAACCAAAUUUUUUAACUUUUGAAUUCAUUAGUUACUCUAUCAUGAUGAUGAAGCCUCCGAAAUGCUUUGAGUUGUUUGAGAUAAAUAAGUUUUAAUCAUAAUGAAGCGGUUGACGAUGAUAAUAAGAAGUUAAAUAGCAAUUAAGAAAUAUAUUUGAGUCCGGGAAACAUUUAUUAUACAGGCGCGUUAAUUAUGAAACAACAUUCGGAUAAAUAUAAAAAGGAGUAACCAAAGAAUGAAAGAGAAGUCGAU